CUUCUUCUUCUUCUUCUUCUUCUCCGCCUCCAAACCUAAAAAGUAUUGGGAUAGUUCAAGGAAAAUCGUUGCAGAAGGCAGAGUAUGAUGAUCCUCAAGCGGCAGUGUGCUUCUCGCGGUCUCCGUCUCUCUUCUACAUCGUUUCUUCACAGCAGCAGCGUCGCAAUACAGGAGGAAAAGGAAGACGAUGACGCGGAGACUGUUUACCGGAUGAUGAUCAACACGCAAGGAGGAGAGCUAAAGGAGGCGUUGAGCUCAAGUGGAAUCCACUUGUCUAAGGACUUAAUCGACAGGGUUCUGAAAAGAGCUAGGUUUAGUCACGCUAACCCUCUUCAAGCCCUAGAGUUCUACAGGUACGCCGCUGAUUCUCGACGAGGAGGCUUUUAUCAUUCUUCCUUUUCUCUAGACACGAUGCUCUAUAUCCUCGGUAGGAAUCGGAAGUUCGAUCAGAUCUGGGAGGUUUUGAUUGAUGCUAAGCGUAAGGAUCGGUCUUUGAUUACGCCUCGGACGAUCCAAGUUGUUUUAGGCAGAGUAGCUAAGCUCUGCUCCGUUAGACAAACCGUUGAGUCUUUCUGGAAGUUUAAGAGAUUGGUUCCUCAUUUCUUCUUCGACGACGACACCUCCGCUUGUUUCAAUGCUCUCUUGAGAACUCUUUGCCAAGAGAAGACUAUGACUGAUGCUAGGAAUGUUUAUCACUCUUUGAAGCAUCAGUUUCACCCUGACUUGCACACUUUUAACAUACUUUUGUCCGGUUGGAGAUCAUCUGAAGAAGCUGAAGCUUUCUUUCAGGAGAUGACGAAAGAAAAGGGGCUGAAACCUGAUGUGGUUACCUACAACUCUCUGAUUGAUGUGUUUUGCAAGGCCAGAGAGAUGGAUAAAGCUUACAAGCUGAUUGAUAAGAUGCGUGAGGAGGAUGUGACUCCUGAUGUUAUUACUUACACAACCAUUAUAGGCGGUUUGGGGUUAAUAGGACAGCCUGAUAAAGCUAGGGAGGUUUUGAAGGAGAUGAAGGAGUAUGGAUGUUAUCCUGACGUUCCUGCUUAUAACGCUGCUAUUAGGAACUAUUGCAUAGCCAGGAGGCUUGGGGAUGCAGAUAUGUUGGUGGAUGAGAUGGUGAAGAAAGGUUUCUCUCCCAACCCCACUACUUAUAAUCUCUUUUUCCGUGUUCUGUCUUUGUCGAAUGAUUUGGGACGUUCUUGGGAGCUGUAUAAGAGAAUGUUGGGGAAUGGGUGUUUCCCAAAUACUCAAUCUUGUAUGUUCUUGAUUAAGAUGUUUAAGAGACACGAGAAAGUGGAUAUGGCGUUGCGGUUGUGGGAAGAUAUGGUUGUAAAAGGUUUCGGUUCUUAUAGUUUGGUUUCGGAUGUGCUUUUGGAUUUGCUAUGUGAUUUGGCUAGAGUAGAUGAGGCUGAGAAGUGUUUGCUUGAGAUGGUUGACAAGGGACAUAGACCGAGUAAUGUCUCUUUUAAAAGGAUCAAGUUGUUGAUGGAGCUAGCAAAUAAGCACGAUGAGCUUAAUAACUUGAAACAGAAGAUGGCUGUUUUCAGUACAGAGAUUCAGCCAUGAAAACAUCAGGACAUUCUUCCAGCGUUUUUCUAAGAGCAAGUCGAGUCCUUCCUCAUGUAUAAUGCCAUUGUACUUGGCGAAGUCUUUCUUCUUCAAGUCUAUCAGCUUCUCUGCUGCGCAUGAAUAUGAAGAGGAAGACGAUGAAGUUGAGGUACCAUUUUAGUGUUUAGGAGUUUUGCAGAGGUAGGUGCUGAAGAAGAAGAAGAUCAAUGAAGCAGAGAUGAAAAAGUUGCAGACUUUUGGAUUCUACUGAAACAAGCAGCAGAUUUGGUGGUUGUAACUGUACCAGACGCUAUUGAUGGCAUCUUUUUGCUCUUUGGAGAUUGAGUUUUGGAACUAAUCAAAUGAGCAUAGAUUUUAUGUAGUUUUGCAUUGCCAAAGAGAAAGAGACUCUUCAGGACCGAUCACAAUCUCUUAGUUUCUACGUUUAAAUGUUAUUACACUCCACACAAAGUUUGUUGACGUGCUUAGACAAAUCAGCUAACAUUGAAAAGAAAAGAGAAAGAAGCUCUGUUUGCGUGACUUAGUUUCUUGUAGGUUUGUUUUGUUUUGUUCCUAUUCGGGCUCAAUCAAUCACGGCCAAAACUUAUGGUCGGAUUUUUAAAUUCCUCUUUUUCUUGGUGACUUAUUAAACCAGAAUUUCUGUGAUGAGAGUAGAGAACACUAGGGGGUGGGUACAAGCCGAGUACUCGGUAUUUUUGGUAUACUUAAUACUCGGCUUGACUUAUACGAGUAGUAAAUAUUUUUACUUGUACUUGGUUUGCAAAAAACAAGUACUUGCAGUUUCAAGUACUUGCCAAAAAUUG
This is a messenger RNA of Eruca vesicaria subsp. sativa (arugula), 2369 nucleotides long. The record is from the annotation of a GenBank genome assembly. NCBI's taxonomy places the organism in Eukaryota, Viridiplantae, Streptophyta, Magnoliopsida, Brassicales, Brassicaceae.